This is a messenger RNA of Kickxella alabastrina, 818 nucleotides long. Its product is annotated as trimeric LpxA-like protein. The transcript has 2 exons. Lineage: Eukaryota; Fungi; Kickxellomycota; Kickxellomycetes; Kickxellales; Kickxellaceae. Gene Ontology annotation, cellular component: dynactin complex. The coding region runs from base 158 to 664 and encodes 168 amino acids. The record is from RefSeq and is a predicted model, not a curated record. Gene Ontology annotation, biological process: mitotic spindle organization. Gene Ontology annotation, molecular function: dynein complex binding.
UUUUUUUUAUUCAAAAAUUUUUUUAUACAAUUGUGAUCGUCAGCUGACAAAAUCUUUUAGGUUCGGCUUUCGUUUUUUAUUUCUCUUUAUUUGUUAUUUUUUAUCUACUAUUAAUACACAAACAUAAACGUCAGCACCAAAAUCUAAAACAGUAGCAAUGGGCAGGUUACAGAUAGCUCCCCAAGCACUCGUAUGUAAAAACACAAUAAUCGAAGGCGACGUGCAAAUCGGCAACGGCACAGUAGUCCAUGUAGGUGCUUCCAUUCUGGCCAAAAACGGGCCCAUCAUCAUUGGCUCCAACAACAUAAUAAGCGAGCGCGCAACCAUCAUAAACAACCACGCCCACCCACUAACCAUCGGCGACGACAAUCUAAUUGAGACCGAUUCCCGUGUGGAGGGACGCGGAAUGGGUCAUCGCAAUACAGUGGGGGCUCGCGGAAUCAUCGCGGGCACGAGCACACUGGGGAAUAAUUGUGUCGUGGGCGCGGCUUGUACGACGGAUUUGGCGGAGAAUGUUCCGGAUAAUACUGUAUUGUUCGGGUGCCCUCAGGCGAGGAGAGUGAGGGCGGAUGGGAACUCGGAUCAUUUGUUUAUGCAUAAGAAGCAUUUAGAGUAUAUCCAUGAGAUGUUGCCACGGUAUAACCAUAUUAUUGAGGCGGAAUAAUAAAAUAAAUAUAAUGUUAUUUUUCAACUAAUAUCAAAUUUUAACAUGAAAUGAAAGAAUACAAUUCCCCUAGUCUUUGAGCUGGCGGCGAAUCUCGACCAAAAAGUCCUUUUGGUUGGCCAUUGUCGAAGCUACAAUUUACAUUAAUUGUUUU